Messenger RNA from Ostrinia furnacalis (Asian corn borer), 1696 nucleotides. It is a transcript of the gene Ada2a, whose product is annotated as Transcriptional adapter 2A. Gene Ontology annotation, molecular function: chromatin binding; transcription coactivator activity; protein binding. The coding region runs from base 381 to 1676 and encodes 431 amino acids. The transcript has a single exon. Gene Ontology annotation, biological process: chromatin remodeling; regulation of transcription by RNA polymerase II. The record is from RefSeq and is a predicted model, not a curated record. NCBI's taxonomy places the organism in Eukaryota, Metazoa, Arthropoda, Insecta, Lepidoptera, Crambidae. Gene Ontology annotation, cellular component: nucleus; SAGA-type complex.
CGUCGGACGUCAACCAAAAUUCAUUUAGAAGAAAAAAUAAACUGAAGACUUGGCUGUAUAGCGCAAUUGCCUUGCCUUUUCCUGAAAAGGAAAGAUUUACAAAAAAAAAGACAAGUGACAACUUUGACAAGCACGAAAAACGAAAACAACCAUUCGUUCGCGUGAUCGUGCUAUUUAUUUUUAUCAUAUUUGCUUGCAAAUACUACAAAUAUUUGUGUUUAUUGUUUGUAUCGAGGAGUGUAAGUACUUAAACAACAGUGCUGUUUUUGUAAUCUUUAUUUAUCUGAUAAGCCUUAAGAACAACGCGUGCCGGCAGCCCUUGUACUCGAUGUCGAAGUACUUUUCGUAGAAGUCUUGAAUUAGCUCCUCGACCUGCGAACAUGUCGAACGAUAUAUUACAAACGAAAUGCGAUGCUUGCUCGGAAGUGGCUCACGAACCCUUCAUUGAGUGUUGCGAGUGCGAGAGUAACUUGUGUAUGUCAUGUUUUGCCUCUGGACGCGAAGUGAAUUCCCACAAAAACGACCACAAGUACGCUGUCCGCCGCAACGACUUCCCUCUAUUCGAAAACUGCAACUGGUCCGCCAAAGAAGAGUGCAAGUUACUCUCUGCACUGUCCUCUUAUGGUUAUGGUAAUUGGGAAGAGAUCUCUAAAAGUGUACACACUAGAUCAAAGCUUGAAUGUCAGGAACACUACAAGAAAUAUUACAUCGAAAAUGUGCAGUAUAAAGGGCUGAAACUUUUGCCAGAAACACAACAGUCCCUGUUCCCUAGACCUGUGAUACCUUAUUUGUACAGCACAGAGGUGACAAUAAAUCCACCUCGCAACAACCAGGGUGAUCAGCAUUUGGCCGGUUAUAACGCACACAGAUCUGAAUUUGAGUUAAGCUAUGAUCAUAAUGCAGAAAGCAUUUUUAAUAUUGAAAACAAUUACUCCGAUGAAGAGGAUGAUGAAGAUGACUGUAUGGACUCUUUGAAAAUAGCUUUAGUCAACUCACUGAACACCAGGCUGAGAGAGAGGCAGAGGCGGUAUAAAAUUAUACAAAACCAUGGGCUCAUAAUGCCCAGCAAGCUGGUCUCCUGGUUACAAAAGUUUGAUAACACCCUGGGAAGGCAGAAAUGUGAGAGGUUACUUGCGUACAUGCAGUUUAUGACUGGAAUACAGUUUGAUGCAUUCAUGGAGGGUCUGAGUUUGGAGUGCGAGAUCAUGCAGAGAAUACUGCGGCUUUGCGAGUACAGGAAGUGUGGCAUUCGGACACUGUACGCUGCAAAGUUGUACAAGCACUUGAAGAAGGACAAUGACAUGAUGAUAAAGGAACAGCAGCACUCCACAUUUGUGAUGAUGAGGAAGUUUGAGGGCAUAUCACCUGUCAAGAGCAAAAUCUUUGGGAGAGACGAUGGAAAAGUAAAGAAAAUCAAGAAGUGUAUUAUGCCUCUUGAAAUUGUCGAUUUACCAGGUUUUCAUCUUUUGUCAGAGUCUGAGAAAGUUUUGUGCUCAAAUCUGCGUUUGGUCCCGAAAAACUACUUGGAAUUCAAGGAACAACUCGUUACAGAAAAUAAUAAGUUGGGUUUCCUCAGGCUUUUGGAUGCUCGGAGGAUAGUUAAGAUAGAUGUUAAUAAAACUAGGAAAAUCUAUGAUUACUUAGUAAGCGAAGGAUUUCUUACUAAACCUUUAUAAAUAAACUCUUAAUAUUGUGA